AUGGCGCUGGCAGUGGGCUGUAAGGGCUGUAGUCCAGAGGAAACGGCUCGUCAGGUGAUGACUGUUCAGUACCUCCUUGGAGAGUUGAAGGCUCUGCUCGCUGGCCAAGACGCACUGCUACGCAGGCGUCUGAGGAUAGUGAACCAACAGUUGCAGGAGAGAGAGAGAGCAGAGAAGGAGGCCAGAUAUGUCCACUGUGACAAUGACGUGUCGGCUCUGCAGUCGGAGCUCAAUGACGCUCACACAAGUCUGCAAGAGCUGCAGCGCGACAACACUGAGCUACGGCAAGCCCUGGUGGACACACACAGCCAGCUGCAGCAGAGUGAAGCGGAGUGCAGUCGCAUCAGGAAAGAUGUGCAGUCUGCUCUGGCUGAUGUGCAGGGCUGUAACAGCAGGCUGGAGGAGUGUCAGAAGGAGAACACUGCACUGGCCCUCAACAUCCAGAAGAGGGAGCAAGAGAUCCACACACUACAGGAGCACCUCAGAGCUCUACAGGUCCCUGUCGCUGAGUCUCCCACUGUGACUGACAUCCCUACGUCCCGCCUCCCUCUCACUAAACGAGCUCUGGACCAAUACCAGGACCAGCAGGGUCCGUCAGACCACCCAGUCAGCCAAUACCUGUGGUCGCUGGAGCAGAAGGGGUGUGGUUCUGUCUCCCUGCCCUGUAAAGGCCCUGAAUGCAACUAUACACACCAGCAGGACUUCAGUAGUCACCGGCGCCGUCUGGACAUGGAUAUGGCAUCACCGGGUAAGGGGCAGAACUCUUCACUUGACUCCACCGGCCUCUCCUUAUGUGAGGUCAGAUCCUUGGCUUCUGAUUGGAGCGCAGGGUCAAGCUCGACCUUUGACACGCGUGACGAGCAGGAGUUCCGGAAUGGGCUGGCCGCUCUGGACGCCAGCAUUGCCAGCUUGCAGAAAACUAUAAAGCAGGACCUCAAGAGAUGA
Coregonus clupeaformis (lake whitefish) is the source of this 945-nucleotide messenger RNA. Its product is annotated as coiled-coil domain-containing protein 14-like. Bases 1 to 945 code for a protein of 314 amino acids. Gene Ontology annotation, biological process: protein localization to centrosome. The record is from RefSeq and is a predicted model, not a curated record. The transcript has 7 exons. Gene Ontology annotation, cellular component: centriolar satellite. NCBI's taxonomy places the organism in Eukaryota, Metazoa, Chordata, Actinopteri, Salmoniformes, Salmonidae.